CGGAGGGGCGGGGAACAGCGUGCAGUGCGCACCCUGUGAGUGUGAGCUUCUGGCGUGGAGCUGAAGAGGAGGAAAGGCAACAACCAGCGGUGGAAGAAGUCAAAUUAAUCUAUCAAUCAAAUAACUCACUUCUAUGAAUCACAAGUCCACCUGCAGUCAAGCAUCUCGGACACCUUGGAGGACGAAAUAAAUUAGGGCCCCCUUUUUUGUUUUUUUGUUUUUGUUUUUGUUUUAGAAGGGAAUCUGCUCUUCUUUGAGGCUGCAGCUGCCAACACCAGGAGCGAGGAUCUUAAUAUCGGACGCCUGCACGACCGACUGUGUGCAAAUCUGCGCUGAUAAGAAUGCAUCAAAAUAACCACUUACCUGAACUGGUGGCUGAGAAAAACACUUUGGAGCCUCAGUACGGGCAUGCUCUACGCCUGCUUGCAGAAGAAAUUGAAAAGCGAGAAGGUGAUGAACUGCAAAAAGAUGGCAUAAUGAAGAAAUACCUUGAUAUUAUCAGCAAUAAAAAUAUCAAGCUGUCGGAAAGAGUUCUCAUCCCAGUGCAACAGUACCCAAAGUUUAAUUUUGUUGGAAAGCUGCUGGGGCCUCGAGGAAAUUCCAUGAAAAGGCUACAAGAGGAAACAGGAGUCAAGAUGUCCAUCCUCGGAAAGGGGUCCAUGAGGGAUAAAGGAAAGGAAGAAGAAUUAAGGAACAGUGGAGAGGCCAAAUAUGCACAUCUGAGUCACGAUCUUCAUGUUUUAAUUGAAGUCUUUGCUCCACCGGGUGAGGCCUAUUCCCGUAUGAGUCACGCUUUGGAGGAGAUUAAAAAAUUCCUUGUUCCAGACUACAAUGAUGAGAUCAGACAGGAGCAACUACGAGAGCUUUCACUGUUGAAUGGUUCUGAUGAGUCCAGCAGAGGCAGGAAUGGACAAGGAAGGAGCAGUCUGGCAACAUCCACUGUAUCCACCAGGGCCCGCAGGAACACAGGAAGGAGCACAGUAACGCCUCGAGGGACGGCCACCGCAACACACAGCAAGCUUGCUGCAUCUGUUUUAACGAGGGAGGCUCAAACCCCGAGAUCCAGGGGAGCACCAGUAACGGCAAUUGGAGGGUACCGACCUCCACAGUUAGCUGGCACACAUGACUCAUACGACGACUAUGGCUAUGACGAUGGAUAUGGCGGAGAAUACGAUGAUGACAGCUAUGAGGCUUAUGAUGAUAACUACAGCAAUCAGUCAAAGAGCGUCUCAGACUAUUACGAAUAUGGACAAGGAACAAAUGAUGAAUCCUACAACUAUGAGGAGGAGUGGCCCAAUUCCCGUCCCAGUCUCAAAGCUCCAGUUCUACAGCUGACAAGAGGGGGAUACAGAAAACAUCCCUAUGGUCGAUACUGAAGGUGCUCCACACGUGACCUGCAAUUUACUAUGUCUAAUUAUUUAUAAUUAUUUCAAACACUGUUUGUCCAUCCCAUUCAGAUAACCUCUUAAAGCAGUGGCUUUUCAAAGUGAGAUGCAACAGCUUGAGAAAAAUAAAGACAAAAACUCUUUAGCAAUAUAUUCAGGGCAAGUUAACUUAACUUGCUACAGUGAGUCUGGCGAAAGUAGAACCCUGCAUAAAUUAAAGGUCCCAUAUUUUGGUUAUUUAGACCUCUACAGAGUGACUCUCUAACAUGGACUUCGUAUAAAAGUGUCAAUUUCAUUUCAAAAAACACAUUGGUUUUGUCACACGAGUGUCCAGAAAAGGCCCCUCUGACAGCUACUUUGUUUGCCCAUAUUUGGCUAAGACCACUCCCUUUCCUCGGAUUGGUUGCCUUCAUGUAUAAGACCCACUUGUGAGAGCACAUGUGUUUGUUAUGUUGACAGCGCUGGCUUAGGAGUGGAGAGGUAGGCGGAGAGCUUCGCUAGCGACAAUAGAUAAGCUCAAGAAAUUCAAAUGACCUGAUUUCAGGCAGAAAAGCGUCUGGAACUCAGGAAAGCAUGCACAAUUUAGAUUCAUAUUUCACAUGUUUACUGAGGCACCAUAGAGCCAACAUAACACUAAAAAGUUGGUUUGGUAAAAUAUGAGACCUUUAAAUUCGGAAAAUCAGUGUGUCAGCGAGAUCAAAUGUAAUUAUUAUUGCUGAAAACUGAUGUAUGAUAAGUAGCACUAUGCACAGUGUGCCUGUUAUUCAUUAUUUUGGUGUCAGAAUCCGCUGUGCUAAGUAAAAAAAAAUAAAUAAAUCUUGAAAAUUUGUAAUGGGUUUUAGUUUUGUUUUUUUAAACGGACACAUUGAUAACACUUUGAAAUAAAUGAAAAAAUGAAAAAAACUGAAAAUGGCAAAUCUUUUAUUACAGUUUAUUUAUCUAUUUAUUUAUUUAUGUAUUUAUUUAUUUAUUGCCUCUACUCACAUGAUGAUCAAACACCCACAGUGCAACAAAAGGCACAAUAUUGUACCUCUGGUGGUGAGCAAUUUUGUGACUCGCCACUAAUUAAAAAGGAUUAAAAUCCACCCUCAAUCUUCAUGAAAAACAAAUGUGACCUCUGUACGCCGGUUUUAGUUUGCAAAGAUAGCUACCAUUUUGUAAUUGCAGGUUUGUGAUCACUGUAAGUAAUUGCAUGGUUUGCCAAAAACAUUAGGAAGGAAAAAGUAAAUCAAGGAAUAAAUUCAAAUCUACUGUAAAUGACCCCCAACCCCGGGUUUCCCUAUAUCUGAAGAUGUUGUAUUAAAUAGGGCUUGAUCCCGUAGACUAACUUUAGGUCUAAUCACAUCACUUUCAUUUACAACAGUUUUUCUCCUUGUGGUUGAAAUCAAUCAAGCAAUGUACAGUGUGUACUUUAUAAUAAGUGAUUUUCUUCUGUGUCCAAUCUGUCUUUGUACAUAGAGUAUUUAAUAAAAACAAAUAUAAACCCCAGCACCAUGUGUAAGACUUUCUAAAUAGAUGCCUAUGUACGUUUGUUUGUUUUUUUAGUUUAUUACGCUUGAAAAAUGUCAUGCUGAUAUACAAUUAAACAUUUGUAUGAUUUCCACUAACCUAUUGCAUUAACAACCAACUAAGCAAUCCUAUUCAUCAUUUAAAUGUAUGCUUAAACAUGCUUGAGUCUUAUAUGAUAACUUCCUUAUGAAGGAAUUGAUGUUUUUUUUUUUCCUUAAUCCAUCUUGUGAACUUUCACGUCAGUAAACAGACUGAUUGACACAGAAACAUGUGCUGUUAAAGAGGUAAGAAGUCCCGUUGUAUUGUGUCAUCUUAAAUAUUAAUACAAGCUGUAAAUUAAGAGCAAAACCAACAUACUUCUGAAUGUAAUUUCUGAGUCACAAAUUACAGCGUUUUUUUUUUUUUUUAUCUGCAGUCUUCUAUGUUUCUGUUAAUGUUUUUUUCUUUUCUUUUUUCUUGUCAUUGAGUUUGAGAUCUUGCAAUACAUCUUUUAAACAUCAUAGCAUCAUCGCUGCUGUCCAGUUAAACUCUAAACAGGUAUAAAAGCAUUGUGGUGGUCAAGGCGUAGGGGUCAUAAAACAGGACAAUGUAAAACACAGAAUCUACUCCAAGAGGGUGGGUUCAGUUACCGUCUUUGGUCACAAGAGCAGCGUGAAAUACUUGAAUCUAAAGCCCUCGGCGCAGAAUGCAACGUGAAAGAAGUGGACAAAGCCUUUCUGUUGACACAAAAACAACCAUUUUUUGGUUUGCGUAUGUUUGGAUGAGAUGAAAGUGACUGAGUUUGACUGGCAGUGACUUGCCGAGCACUAAAGCAAUGUAUUCAAAUUGCGGUCAGCAGACCAUCAGUGCUCCCUGGGAAAACCUCAAGUCGUCAGCCAGUAAUUUGAAUUGAGCGACACCUCUAAAACUGUAGGCAUGUAAUUUCACUAAAACAAAUAGAGUAUCACCUGACCCCGACAUACUUGUUAAUGGAGAAAAAAUGCAAAUUGUCAGCCAAUACAAAUAUCUUCGGUUAAUAAUAGAUUCACAGCUUUCCUUUAAACCCCAUAUUGACAAAUUGUGUAAAAAUAUCAAAUUAAACCUCGCAAAUUUUCGUGCAAUUCGGAAUGAAAUGUCAACUGAAGCUGCAAAAUUUACCUGCAUUCAAUGAUUCUUAGUCACUUUAACUAUUGCAUAACCAGUUGGUCCCAGGCUGGUCAGAAUGCAAGUAAUUAAAGUGAUGGAUAAAAAACCAAGGCACUAUCAUCACUGUGCAAUUUUAAAAAAAUACAGUCUUUUUAACUGGGACAGUCUUCACAUAUUUGCAGAUUUAAAUUUGAUUUAUAAAGUACUGCAUGAUUUGGCUGAGUUCAUCAGCCAAAGAAACAGCUCUGAGCGUGUCACUCGAGGCUCUGUCAGAGGUGACUGUCUCAUUCCGCUGCGCAGGAACACUUUCAGUAAGUCAGCCUGGUCAGUGAGGAGUGCUGGUGAGUGGAACUCAGUACCUGAGGAGGUUAAACUGCUUGCAACAUACAAGGCCUUCACAAAAAAACUGAAAAUGUGGCUAGUUAACACCUAUAGCUUCCAACACUAAAAGACAAGUAUGUUAUGUUGUUUUUUUUGUUAUGAUCAAAAAAAUUAUGGUUUUAUUCUCUCUUAAUAGUAUAGUUUGAUUAUGUAUCCUGUAUUAUAUUGUCUUGUAGAUGUAUUUUACUGCUUUUUUACAUCAUGGCCAGGGGACUACAGAUGAAAACUAGCCUUCUGGCUAUUUCUGGCUUUUUUAACCAUGUGUACUUCAUGUGUUUUAUGAAAUUGCAUUGUCCCCUUUCAAAAAUAA
Molecule: messenger RNA, 4710 nt
Organism: Phyllopteryx taeniolatus (common seadragon)
Lineage: Eukaryota; Metazoa; Chordata; Actinopteri; Syngnathiformes; Syngnathidae
Gene: khdrbs2
Product: KH domain containing, RNA binding, signal transduction associated 2
Exons: 13
Coding region: 342-1376 (344 amino acids)
Biological process (GO): regulation of alternative mRNA splicing, via spliceosome
Cellular component (GO): nucleus
Molecular function (GO): poly(A) binding; mRNA binding
Source: RefSeq, a predicted model, not a curated record